Molecule: messenger RNA, 2571 nt
Organism: Scheffersomyces coipomensis
Lineage: Eukaryota; Fungi; Ascomycota; Pichiomycetes; Serinales; Debaryomycetaceae
Gene: YTA6
Product: putative AAA family ATPase
Exons: 1
Coding region: 1-2571 (856 amino acids)
Molecular function (GO): ATP hydrolysis activity; ATP binding
Source: RefSeq, a predicted model, not a curated record
AUGUUUCUAAGAAAGAAACCUCCUCAGUUAACGUUUUUAGAGGAGUUGCAACAAACCUAUAAUGAUUGUUGUGAAACCACUAUCAAGAAUUUAUAUCUUGAAGAAGAUAAAAAUGAUGUAGAACUGGCUUUAAAAGGGUGGAAAUCUUUACAUACAUCUUUAUUAUAUAAAUUGGAAUUAUUUGAGAAGAAGAAGAUCACUUCAGUUGAUGAAUUGCAGAUUUUACAGGAAUUAAAAAAUAUAAGAGAUCAGAAUGUUAAACAUCUUAUACGAGUUCAAUUAAGAAUGGAUGAAAUUAAUAGAAAGAAACAUUUUGAUCCUUCAAGAGAAGCUGCUAUACUUUCUUUAAGUAAUAGUGCUAGUUCAAAAAGUUCAGGACCAUCACUUCGAAGCACUCAUUCAAAUUCUUCUACCAAUAAUCGUUCCAUGUUAAAAUCUUUACGUCCUCAAGCAUCAUCAUUAUCAUCAUCAACAACAAGUAUCCCCACAUCGAAUGGUAAUGGUAGUAGUACCAGUUCAUAUUUCACUCCAAGUAAUACUUAUCAUACGUCAAAGGUAGCUGCCAAACUCAUGUAUCAACCCAAUAAACCUCAUAUUCAUAUACUGCAUCCUCAAACUUAUCAACCCCCUUCCAUCCCUUCUCAAUCACAACCAUUAGCAAGUUCAGAAGAUGAAUUAUUCGAUGAUUUUGAUGAAGAAGAAGCAUUUGAUUUUGUUUCUAACGACUAUGGUAAUGGAAAUGGUCAUAGUAGUAAUAAUUGGGAACGUCUUAAUGUAGGCGAAUCUAGAACUUCAUCAGGCAUUUCUGAAUUAUCUUCAGGUAAAGAAAAUUCAACUUACAAUAAUAAUCUCAUUGAUAUUGAUGAUGACGGCUCGAAUUUCAACAACUAUAAUCUCAAUGGAGAACUGAAUAGUCAACGACAAUUCAAUAAAUCAUUCGAAGAUAUAUUGACCAUUAAGAAAGUCCCUCCUCCUAUUCCUCCCAAAAGAAAUGGCAAUAGUGCUGGUCAUUUAUCAGUUCCAACCACAUCAAAACCGAAAAGUAACUCAUUUGAUCAGAAUUAUUAUAAUGAUUCUAGUGAUAAUUUGUUAAGUACUAUGGGAUCGACUCAUUCAAAAAGUACAGGUGAUAUAACUAUAAAACCCAUUAUUGAAAGUCCUCAAAAGGAAUCUAAACCAGUCGAAGUUAAAAAGAAACCCUAUGUUUAUAAUAAACCUAAACCCCUCAAUGUCAGUCAUAUCAUGAAGAAAACUUCUCAAACAAGAUUAAAACAACAACAAGCUCAACAAGCUCAUCAAUCUCAACAAUCACUGAGUACACAAAAGACUACUUCAUCUCAACCAUCUCAACAACAGGCUAAACAACAACAGAAACCAAAAGCACAAGCCGCUAAACUUAAACCAAAGGCAAGUACUUCAAAUAUCAAUUAUAAUUAUGUCAAGAAAACAACUCCUACCGCGAAGAAAAGUGUAUCACCACCACCUUCAAAUCAACCCACCAAGAGAGAAGCAGCACCAUCAAGUCCAACCAUGGAUGAUUUAUUAAGCGGAUAUGAUGCAGAAGAAGAUGGAGAUGUGUAUGAUGAUGGAGAUGAUGUUCCAACCUAUCUUAAGAAUGAUACUGAACAAGAUAAAUUAAUCGCAUCUAUUCGUGGUAUUGAUGUUGGAUUAGCUAAACAAAUCUUGAAUGAUAUUGUGGUUCAAGGUGAUGAAGUAUAUUGGGAUGAUAUCGUUGGAUUAGAAGCUGCUAAAAACUCCUUAAAGGAAGCUGUUGUAUAUCCAUUUUUAAGACCAGAUUUGUUCCAAGGUUUAAGAGAACCAGUGAGAGGGAUGUUAUUAUUUGGACCUCCAGGUACGGGUAAAACCAUGUUAGCUAGAGCAGUUGCCACUGAAUCUAAAUCAACAUUUUUCCAAAUUAAUUCCAGUUCUUUAACUUCGAAAUAUUUAGGUGAAAGUGAAAAAUUAGUUAAAGCAUUAUUUUUAUUAGCUAAGAAAUUAUCUCCUUCGAUUAUUUUCAUGGAUGAAAUUGAUUCAUUAUUAGGAUCUAGAACAGAAGGAGAAUUAGAAAGUAUGAGAAGAGUUAAGAAUGAAUUUUUAAUUUCAUGGUCAGAAUUAUCAUCAGCUACCGCCAAUGCUUCAUCAAAACUGGAAGAUAAUAGAGUAUUAAUCUUAGGUGCUACAAAUUUACCAUGGGCUAUCGAUGAAGCUGCUAGGCGUAGAUUUGCUAGACGUCAAUAUAUCCCAUUACCUGAUGGAGAGAUUAGAAUUAAUCAAAUCAAACGAUUAUUGAAAUAUCAAAAUAAUACCAUUACUGAUGAUGAUUUCCUUGAAUUGAUUGAAUUGACUGAAGGGUUUAGUGGUAGUGAUAUAACAUCAUUAGCUAAGGAUAGUGCUAUGGGUCCAUUACGUGAAUUAGGUGAGAAAUUAUUAUUAACUCCAACUGACCAAAUUAGAUCGAUUAAUAUAGAAGAUUUCAAAAAUAGUUUGAAAUAUAUUAGACCAAGUGUAUCUAAAGAAGGAUUGAAACAAUAUGAAGAUUGGUCUGAUAAAUUUGGUUCAUCUGGUAUGUAG